Molecule: messenger RNA, 2816 nt
Organism: Triplophysa rosa
Lineage: Eukaryota; Metazoa; Chordata; Actinopteri; Cypriniformes; Nemacheilidae
Product: carcinoembryonic antigen-related cell adhesion molecule 1-like
Exons: 9
Coding region: 489-2072 (527 amino acids)
Biological process (GO): cell surface receptor signaling pathway
Molecular function (GO): transmembrane signaling receptor activity
Source: RefSeq, a predicted model, not a curated record
ACAGGACCAGCCGGAUUUUUAUCUUAUGUACACAAUAAUAAUAUUUUACAUUGGAAUCCAUUAUUUUUUUGGAUGUGGCAUGUUUGUGUGCUGCUGCGCUUCCCUCUGUGUAAUAGGUAAAGUGAAAGCGCGUUGUGGAACCGCCCAGAGGCGCAUUUUCUACUAACGCGCUCUUUAAAUAACACAACAAUAUUGCGCCAUUGACUUUAGACCAGGUUUGAGUUGAUCUAUGGCGCAGUCUAUUUUCAGUUCCUCAAAACAGCAACGCGCCAACAAUGCGCCUGAAAACACCUCUUUUUUUAGACCAACACGCCCAUGGGCGCACAAAUGAGCGCAAAUGCAUUUGCUAUUUAAACAACGCGGCGCAGGACGGGAAAAUGAGAACUGCGUCGGGCUGAAACUAUAGCAAAAACACUUGUGCUGCGCAUUGCGCCGGGUGUACAAUAGGGCCCAGUGUGUUUGUUGAAGUGUGUCAUCAGUAGAUCAGUAUGGAGAUCAGUUCACUUCUUCUAGCGCUUUCGCUGAUUUCAAACGUCCACUUUAAAGAAACUAAAGAUAUCAAACCAACUCUGACUGUUCAGCCGCAGAGUUCUUUGUUCACUGGAGACAAUGUUAAUCUGAACUGUGAGGUGGAUCAGUCCACUGGAUGGGAGUUUACAUUCAUCAACUCAACAAACCAUGAACACUUUCAAGCAUCAGGAACUAAAACAAUCAGUUCUGUUCGAGUCUCUGAUGCAGGAGAGUACAAGUGCAGAGCCAGAAGAGGAGAAAACCCCCAGAAUUACACACAAUACAGUGAACCAAUAACACUGACAGUAGAAGAAAGACCAAAAGCUGAAGUGUCUGUACGGCCUGAUGAACAUGUAUUCAGAGGAGAAACUGUCACUCUCACAUGUGUCAUCAAUGGGGAAACAUCAGUCACUAGCUGGCAGUACAGAUGGAAUAAAGAUUCAUUCAUACAGCAGAAUAAACAACAGAAUUACACAAUCAGUUCUGUUGUUGAGUCUCACGCAGGUAAAUACACCUGUAGAGGAACAGAGAUCAGAGGAUCAUCAGACACCAGUGAUGCAGUUACACUGACAGUAUCAGGAUCAAAACCAAAAGCUGAACUCAGAUCAGAUACUGAAGGAUCUGUACUGACGGGAAACACAGUGACUCUGAAGUGUCUCAUGAAUCAGUUCACUGGAUGGAAGUUUUACUGGUACAAACACACACAGAACACUGAGAAGACGACAACAGAUGAAAACUACUACACAAUUCACAACGUUACAGUUUCAGAUGGAGGUCUGUACUGGUGUAGAGCUGGAAGAGGGAAUCCAGUCUAUUACACAGACUACAGUGAUGUUCUGUGGAUCAAUGUUACAGGUGUUUCUUCUUCAGUGUCUCUGAUCAUCAGACCCAACAGAACUCAACACUUCUCAUCUGAAUCUCUCUCUCUGAGCUGUGAGGAUCACAGGAACUCUACUGGAUGGACAGUGAGAAGAUACACAAACACACUGGAAACUUGUCCAUCAUCAUCAGUCAGAUCUACAGGAACAGAAUCUACAUGUACAAUCACAUCUCUCAUCACAUCUGACACUGGAGUGUACUGGUGUGAGUCUGAAUCUGGACACAAACUUCAUCCUGUUAAUAUCUCAAUACACAAUGGUGAUGUGAUUCUGGACAGUCCUGUUCAUCCUGUGACUGAAGGAGAUUCUCUGACUCUACACUGUUUAUAUCGAGAUAAAAACCCAUCAAACCUCAGAGCUGAAUUCUAUAAAGAUGGAUCAGAGGUGCAGAAUCAGACUACAGGAGACAUGAUGAUCAUCUCUACAGUCUCAAAGUCACAUGAGGGUUUCUACUCCUGUCAACACCCAGAGAGAGGAGCGUCUCCAAAGAGAUGGAUCUCAGUCACAGCUUCAGGAGAUUUUGAGGAAAAGAUUUCUGUUCUUAAGAUUCUCAGUUCUCUGCUGGCAGUUUGUCCAUAUCUGAUAGUGACAGUCGUUCUGGUUUUCAAAUGCUACAGAUUGAGAGUUGAUCUUGUUGAAGACCAAAGGCAGUAUGCAGUAAGAGAAGAUGAAACUUCAAUCUGAUAUGAAUGUGUUGUGAUUGUGUGAGGUGACUGAGUGCACUGAAGCAUAAAAUCCCUCAAAAACACAAUUUCAACAUAAAAAGUAUUUUUUUAAUGCUCUGAAUUUUCUCGUACUGUCUAGACUGCUUGUGUGAAACAUUAUAUAUUCAUAUACUUUUCAACAGUGUAUGAGUGUGUUUCUGAAAUAGUAGAUAAAUAAUUAAAAAAAAAAGUGUGGUGAAGAUGUUAUAGGGCUUCCACACAUGAGGGGCACUGUGAUUCCCCUGUGUUUUCGUGUUUUACUGAGCCCUUCUUUAUGAAUCAGUUGCUAGGCAACGCAUUUGUUUCCUGCAGAAUUGUUAGUUUUUUCCCAUUGAUUUAUCAGUUUUGCGUACAUUAAAGUAAAGCACUGAGUUAAAAACGAUCACAGUGCGAAUAGCACAGAGAUCAACCACAUUUUUGUACAUUUAUAGUGUAUAAUGGACUCCCCACUCAGUUUCUCCAUCACACAGGCACAUUUUUUUAAUAGUCAUCAUACCCUAUAUACAAUUUAUUACGUUUUUGUCAAAACGUAUGUAAGAAAUUGUAUAUGGGGUAUGACCACUUUUAAUGUGAUCAGAAAGACUGUGGGCCUAAAGACAAAAACAGUAUGUUUAACAGAGACCGAGAUGAUGAAUAAACUUAAAGUGUGAUUUUUUUGUAAAGCUGCUUUGAAACAAUGUGUCUGCAGAUAAACAAAAUGAAAAUAAAGAUGACAUUAAGCCGG